UUAUCUCAAACGAUACUACUCAUACUGGACCAGACAUGGGGUACCAGGGCCAAACUAUGUAGACUUACGCCAGGUCAUGCAACCAGUACAUGAAGUAGAUGCGGGGUAUCAACAAAAAUAUGGCCGCAUAUUUGGCAUGUACACUUUCACGCAAAAAGUAAUCAACAUCAACGACGCCGAUUUGCUCAGGGAUAUAUUUGUCAAGGACUUUCACGUAUGGCCACAUCACUUGGACUUUCACCUUGGUACGUCUAAACUGGAUAAGAGUCUGUUUUUUAUGCCCGGGAAUGACGAUUGGAAACGCCAGCGCUCUAUACUGUCGCCGGUGUUCACGUCGGGUAAACUGCGGGCAAUGAUGGCUCACAUAUCGGAGAUUUCGGACAGAUUUAUACAAAGUUUGUCUCAACACGAAGUAUCAGGUGAAGCCAUAGACAUACGCAAACACGUGGGGGCUUUCGCUAUGGACGUGAUCUCCCGGUGCGCGUACGGCAUAGACGUGGAGUCCAUCAAAAACCCUAACCAUCCGCUGGUACUCAACGCCCGCAAGAUAUUGAGUGUCGACGCGAACAUUGGUAUCAUUGUGUCGGCGCUGUUCCCGGCGUUGGGACGGCUAAUAGGCGCCGAACCCUUCGAUAUGAGCGCCUGUCGUUAUUUCGACGACUUGACCAAAAAGAUCAUCGAUGAACGCAAACUACAUAAUAAUCAUAAAACUAAUACCAAACGUCGCACAGAUUUCAUACAAUUGAUGAUAGACUCGGAAAAGUCGGACAAAGACUUCGGAUACGACUCUAUCAGUGAUGGGGAACCGGACGACAAAAGCGCUGAA
This is a messenger RNA of Oppiella nova, 826 nucleotides long. NCBI's taxonomy places the organism in Eukaryota, Metazoa, Arthropoda, Arachnida, Sarcoptiformes, Oppiidae. The record is from the annotation of a GenBank genome assembly.